Moesziomyces antarcticus is the source of this 1078-nucleotide messenger RNA. RefSeq lists its product as uncharacterized. The transcript has a single exon. The record is from RefSeq and is a predicted model, not a curated record. Lineage: Eukaryota; Fungi; Basidiomycota; Ustilaginomycetes; Ustilaginales; Ustilaginaceae. The annotation marks the transcript as partial. Gene Ontology annotation, molecular function: RNA binding. Gene Ontology annotation, cellular component: nucleus. Gene Ontology annotation, biological process: tRNA N2-guanine methylation.
AUGCAGCUCGUGGGUAGAGCUCCAACCAUCUUGCCGCGCCUCUCCGUCCCGUCGCUGCUCUCGUCUUCCGCCAGCUCGUCGUGGUCGCAUCCCACCCGAUCAUACCAAAGGAACCUCGCAAGCAUGGCGCCUACUCCCAUCCUGCUCGCCCCGGAGCGCGCUCGAGCUUCGGGCAUCACGCUGGCCGACCAUGAGUCCGCCUUCCGCGAGAACUCGGCGACCAUCGUCAUGCCGUCCGCCGAGGCGGCCUUCCUCAACCCCGUGCAGGAGUUCAACCGCGACCUCUCGACGCUCGCCAUCCGCACAUGGAGUGAGCAGCUGGACGCCGAGAAGAAGGCACGCUUCCUGAAAGCCGCACAGCGAAAGAGCACCACGAACAGCAAGGGCAAGGGAAAGCGCAAGGGAGCUCAGGCCGCAGCCGCGGCUGCAGAUGAUGCGGACCAAGCGGCCGACGAGCAGCCCGAUGCUAAGAAGGCGCGAGUUGACGAGAACGGCAACGGCUUGGCCACAGCUACGGCUGUCGCGGCCGAGGAAGCUAGCUCGAGCGUGGUCGAGGCGCUCAAUCCCGAGGACGACUACCGUAGCUACAGGUUCACGCUGCUGGAGGCGCUGAGUGCGACAGGCCUGCGCAGCAUUCGAUAUGCCAAGGAGAUUCCACUUUUGCGGUGGGUGCUGGCCAACGACCUCUCGCCCACGGCCGUCGAGGCGAUGAAGCGCAAUGUUGCGCUCAACUUCCCACCAGAUCGUCCCAUCGACGAAUGGAUCGUCUCCGAGGCCGGCAACGAGGCCACGCAUGACCAGGACAUGGACGAGGAUGCUCUGGCGGCUUUGGAAGACGAGGCUCGUGCUGGCGCGAUCGCACCCGCGCCAGCCAAAGACGAGACGGAAACACCAGCAGCCCCAUCGAACGAGAUUUCGCCGAGCACGCCUGCAGCUGCAGCUGCCAUCCACCCGGACUGCAAGGUGAGGAUGAACGCAGGCGACGCCAUCACGCUCAUGUACACGCACCGCGAGCCGCACAAGCGCUUCGACGUGGUCGACCUUGACCCGUACGGUUCGGCCGCACCAUUCAUCGACG